Molecule: messenger RNA, 1047 nt
Organism: Colletotrichum karsti
Lineage: Eukaryota; Fungi; Ascomycota; Sordariomycetes; Glomerellales; Glomerellaceae
Exons: 1
Coding region: 1-1047 (348 amino acids)
Source: RefSeq, a predicted model, not a curated record
AUGGCGAAUACUCCACCAUGGCCCGCGUCUGACGACGAGAUCAUCCCACAGGCCCUCUACGUCAAGGCCCAAGACCAUCAAAACGAACUCACGGAUGGUGAACGCCUACUCCUCCUCACCCGUGGAGAUGUCGUGGGCAAAGCGCUUGCCCAUCCUGACAGCCUUACCCCGGAAGAAAUUCACCAAGCUCUCCUAUGGCCUCCACCGGACGUGGUUCGGGUCAACAUUCAACGCGCGACUGGCGGGAAGCUCAGCACCCCCAGUGAGCUCUACGCCAAGGGUAAAGAUGCGAUGGCUCAAGGCGAGUUUAGGAAGUUGUUGAAUGAACAUGAGAUUUCACUUUUGGGGCGCUACUUUCACGCCAUGGACGACACAACCUUUUGCGACGUAACCAUGUCGGAGAAACUCAGCGAACCGGGCGUUGCGCAGGCAGUAGAGCUUAUAUCGAGUCGCCUGGGGCUGGAGUUCGCCAUCUUCCAUGCUGCGUUGCUCUACCGAGCGGACCAGAUGUACCGCCCAAUGAGAGACACGGUGGCGCAACUUGGUCUCAGUUCAGUGCAAGCACAAGGACGUGGUCAGAAACAAAUCCCCGCCGACAUCGUCACGGCCAUGGCGUCUCUGGAAGAACAAUUGCAGCCCGGUAAACUGAGCGUCGAAGAGGUUGCAGCUCGCAAUGAAGAAUACGUUGCCGCUCUGCGAGCCACCGCCCCGGCUUCGUUAUUUCUUCCUUCCUACGUCCUUCCAACAUCGCCGCCGAUCACAACUCCUCCAUCGCAGGCUGACCUGUUCGGGGCCGGUCCCUGGCCGCCCACCGUUACACCCAGCGCCCCAAUCAAUAUGUUCGCCAACGCCACAGAUCUUUCAGGUUACAGCAUCCAACCUGGAUGGUCUGCUCUUCCCAAUGAUCAGAAGGAAGUCUACCGCACCCGAUCCGAAAAGCGACGUCAGGAAGCUUGGGCAGUAUACAAAAAUGCUCAGGUCGUCGAGCCCACGUCAUCUACUUCUGUGCCGAGCAGAGACAGCAGCGGCCACCAGCGGAAGACGUAA